UUAAGAUUCAUUGAUAUGGUACAUUCACACAAACUGCAGUUAGCAUAGUUGGUUGAUGUAAAAAAUAUAGUUCAUUUUAUACUAGAGAUUGUGGUUGUCUGCAGUGAUCAGUUAAUGAGCUGUUGUGAUCAUCAUUGUGCUCUACAAGAUCAUCAAGAAUUCAGCAAAGACCUGAACCUGGUCUGAUCUGUUCUGGCCAGUUUGUGGAACAACAUGACUGAGGACAUUUACAACUACACAUAUGACUAUGAAGACCAGUUGUGUCGCAAAGAGGAGGUGGUAAAGGUCGGAUCUAUUGUCAUUCCACUCUUUUUCACAGCACUGGUUGUAUUGAGCUGCAUUGGCAACAUCUUUGUUCUGGUUUUCCUUGCACUCUGCAAAAAGUUCAGGUGCCUGACCAAUGUCUUCAUCCUCAAUUUAGCUGUGUCAGAUCUGCUGUUCACUAUUGGACUUCCAUUUUGGGCCUCGUACUAUGUCUGGGGUUGGACAUUUGGAGAUGCUGGCUGUAAAGCUGUGAAGUUUCUCUUCUAUUUGGGCUUUUACAGCAGCGUGUUGUUCUUGACUCUAAUGACCGUUCAGCGUUACAUGGCAGUGGUUCAUCCUCUGUCCGACUGGAAGAGAUGCAGAGGCCUUUCUUUAUCUCCUUUUAUCGUUUGGAUCCUGAGUGUAACGGUUGCACUGCUUAGUUCAUUUCAUAGUGAAGUCUUGAUAGAAUCCGGCAGCCUAUACUGUGAAUAUGACAGCAUUAAAUGGAAAACUGGCAUUGCUUAUUUUCAAAAUGUUUUUUUCUUCAUUGCAUUUGUGAUAAUGGGUUACUGCUAUGGCAGAAUGCUUCGGACGAUCACAAAAUCUAAGAAGAGUCACAAGUUUGUUAGACUAAUAUUUUUUAUCGUGCUGGUGUUUUUUAUCGGUUGGGCUCCAUAUAACAUUGUCAUGUUCUUAAAAUCUUUGACAAUCCAUCCAUUCACAGACUGUGAAGUAAGCAUAAGACUUGACUACGCAUAUUAUGCUUGCCGAAUGUUAGCUUUCUCACACUGUUGCAUAAACCCAGUGAUUUUUGUUUUUGUAGAUCCAAAGUUUUACGAAAAACUUCAAGGAGGUUUUGUUUUGUGUAAAGUAUGAAUAAAUAUAAAUUUGUAUUUUUGUUACAAACAAUAUAAUAGCAACUUGAGAGAAAAUACACUUUAAAAGUGCUUAACAGGAUAGUUCACACGAAAAAGAAAAAUCGCUAAAAAAAUAUACUCACCCUCGGGCCAUCCAAGAAGAUUGUAGUUUGUAGUAGUAGUAGUAGUAUGUUUCUUCAAAAGAGCAGAUUUGGAGAGUUUUUAGCAUCACAUCACUUGAUCAACAAUAGAUGUUCUGCAGUGAAUGGGUGCCAUCAGAAUGAUAGUCCAAAUAGCUGAUUAGAAACAUCACAAUAAUCCAGUGAAUAAAUCAUCCUGUCUGAAUCAGGAGAGAAAUAUUAACAGAUCAAGCACAGUUUACAAGCAAAAAUGGUCCAAAACAGCCCUAAACUAAUAUGUCUGUGAGAGAUGUUUUUCACUAGAGGAAGCGUUAUCAUGGAUUAUGGUCAGUCGUGAUGGUUUAAAGUUAAAACGUCUAAAUGAUAGCUUUGCUUCUUACAAAAACACAGCUUUUUACUUCACAAGAUGGACUGGAGUGGUGUGGAUAACUUGUGGAUUAUUGUGAUGUUUUUAUCAGCUGUUUGAACUCUCGUUUUGAUGGCACCCAUUCACUGCCGAGGACUGAAGUGAUGAAAAGUUAAAUUUCUCCAAAUCUGUUCCGUAGAAGAAUUAAACUCAUCUACAUCUUGGAUGUCCCAGAGGUGGGUACAUUUUCAGCAAUUUCUAAUUUUUGUGUGAAUUAUUCAUUUAAAAAUCUGUAAGAAAACAAACAAUGAAGAUUGAAGUAUCUGUCUGCACAUGGGGUCAUCAUAUUAAACUAAUUACAAAGAACACCUGAAACAAAAAUGUUCAGUGCUAUAUAUCUGUUUAAAAGCAUGUUCUAAUUUGAAUGCACAAAAGAAUGAAGGCAAUAUUUCAAGGAAAAUAUGUUGUGAAUGAUGUGUUGUAAACUUCUCAGAUACUCCCACCUAAAAUUACUGUAAAAUAAACCAUGACAACUGUUAGUGAAAAUGCAGAUUAUGCAGUUUUGUUUUUGUGCAGUGAAAUAUGUCAAAUGUAACCAUGACUGGAAGUUGACUGUUUUUCUUUCACGUGACAAAGUGUAAAUUGUGGUCUGUGGAAGGAAGCACAGCAUCAUCAUUGACCUAUUUAAACAGGAAAAUGGAAGAUUUGAGAUCAUACCAAACUUAUUUCUUGCAUCUAAUUUUUAGACAGGUAAAUAUCAACAAUAUUAGUAUGUUUUUAGAAUACAUACUGAACAUGAGAUGCCAAGAUCUUAUCGCUUUUA
Molecule: messenger RNA, 2412 nt
Organism: Carassius carassius (crucian carp)
Lineage: Eukaryota; Metazoa; Chordata; Actinopteri; Cypriniformes; Cyprinidae
Product: chemokine XC receptor 1-like
Exons: 2
Coding region: 214-1122 (302 amino acids)
Biological process (GO): G protein-coupled receptor signaling pathway; chemotaxis; immune response
Cellular component (GO): membrane
Molecular function (GO): chemokine receptor activity
Source: RefSeq, a predicted model, not a curated record